UGUGUGUGUGAUAUGUGUAGCCUAUGGUGUUGCUUAGACUAUUCAUGUCAAUCAUCUGAGCUGCUGCUGCGCCUGCGCAUGUGUUGUCUAUUCGGCGAAACCCUCUUAAUAUUUUCAUUGGGAGCUGCCAAGUGGGAGUUGUGAGCUGUACAAMCCGAUUUAACAAAACCACAGAGGACAGACUUCAACAAUAAAUAGUCUGUCACAUAGUCCAUGAGUUACCKUCACUGCAUAGCAGUGAAAGUAAAACUUUACAGAGAGCCGAAGACAACAAGCCUACAUUUGCGUCCAGCUCACUGGAGUCUGGUGACCAUCCUGCCCCUCACACCUCUCAGUCAUGGCCAAGCUGCAGGCCCCCCAGGCGCUCCAGAGCCAGCCAGCAGCCCCAGAUGGUGGGUGGGGCUGGGUGGUGGUGGGGGCCCUGUUUGUGACCUCUGCCCUGGUGUUUGGGAUAAUCCGGAGCAUGGGGGUCUUCUUUGUGGAGUUUGUGCAGUACUUUGGGGAGAGCGCCCAGGCUGUCUCCUGGAUCACAUCCAUAGGGUUGGCCAUGCAGCAGUGUGUCAGUGAGUGUCCACUUGGCACAGCGUUGUGUAAUGGAUACGGUGCCAGACCUGUAGUGAUGGCAGGAGGUUGUCUCUCUGCACUGGGCUUCAUCCUGGCCUCACAGGCCACCUGCGUCACACACCUCUACCUCACCUUGGGCGUCAUCUCAGGUUCGGGCUGGGCAUUAAUCUUCACUCCUAUGGUGGCGUCAGUGAUGCAGUACUUCACCCGGAAGCGCUCCCUGGCCAUGGCGCUGGGCUUUACGGGCGUGGGCCUCUCGUCCUUCGCCUUCUCACCCCUCUUCCAGCUCUUGGUGGAGAUGUACACCUGGCGGGGGGCCCUUCUCAUCCUGGGGGGCCUCAGCCUCAACAUGGUGGCCUGCGGGGCCCUCAUCAGGCCCCUGGGGACUCACAAGGCUGUAGCUGCGCUGGCCCCAGGUGAGAGUGCCUGGUCCUGCGCCUCCAUCUUCCACCGGGCCUACUCCUACCUGGAGCUUUCCCUCCUCUUCCAGCGGCCCUUCCUCACGUACAGCCUGGCCAUCACCUUAUUCAACUGUGGCUACUUUGUGCCUUACGUCCACCUGGUGGCCCACAGCCGCCACGAGGGCUUCUCCCAGUAUCAGGCUGCCUUUGUCAUCUCAGCCACGGGUGUGACGGACAUCGUGGGCCGUGUGGUGUCCGGCUGGGCCUCGGACCUAGGACGGCUCCGUCUGCGCCACAUGCUGGUCCUCUGGACGGGCCUGUUGGGCCUCUCCCUCCUCUUGCUGCCCCUGGGCUCCCUGGGGGGGUCCUACCCGGGCCUGCUCAUCAUCAGCCUAGCCUACGGGUUCUGCGCCGGCGCCAUGACUCCCCUGGUGUUCGCGGUGGUGCCGGAGAUCGUGGGCAUGGAGCGGAUGCUGGGCGCCCUGGGGCUGCUACAGAUGAUCGAGAGYGUCGGGGGGCUGCUGGGGGCACCGCUGUCAGGUUUGCUGAAGGACCUGACAGGCAGUUACACGGCCUCCUUCCUGGUCGCUGGUGGUUUCCUUCUGCUGGGUACCAUGGUAAUGACCACUUUGCCUCACUUCUUCUCCUGCACCGACCAGCGCCCUCUCCAGAGACACGCCCGCAACCAUAACAACAAGCAGCAGAACCAGCAGAGCCCCGAGUCUGGCCUCAUGACCAACUCCAUAUCAGAGAAACUCAACCACAUAGAUACCAUACCGUACUCUCAACCGCAACUGGACCACAACAGCCUCCAGCCGGAACCAGAGUUGUACAUGCCUUUAAACCGAAGCAGGACCGAUGAUGCCACUACUAAAUGCUGAUUGGUUGCGCGACGUUAACAACCAAACCUUACUUAGCCAAUAGGGCGGCUGAAUGCCUAGUUUCUCAGUGKAGUUUCCCCAUUGGUCUGGGGACUACAUGGUUAAGGUGCACGAGUGCUACAGGUUUAUAUUCCGAAGUCGUGUACAUUUGUGGAGGAGGAAGACACAGACAGCAAGGCAAAAAUAGAAAUGGGUAGUGUGGGAUGUCUACCGUACACAUCCAACCCAGUCAGUGGGUUCAUCAGACACAGUAUAYCGUGUUACAUAUGACUUGGCAGUGUUAUGACCAUGGCAUUUCACACGCAUAGCUUCUAACCAGAGGAGGCUGGUGGGAGGACCUAUAGGAGGACGGGCUCAUUGUAAUGGCUGGAAUGGAAUCAAUGGAACGGUAUCAAACACAGCAACAAUAUGGAAACUCUGCUCCAUUGACUCCAUUCCAGUCAUUACAACGAGCCCUUCCUCCUAUAGCUUCUCCACUGCUCCAUAUGUCAUCAUGACUUUCAGAAUUUGCUCAUGUGAAGUCUUAUUUAGUUUUCUAGCUGCAGAGAAAAGGUCAACAUGGUGGGUGGCAUCCAGUAUAAGAAGUCCUCAGGCAACUCAGCUAGCUAUACAUCACAKACCAUAUCAUGUGACAGACUAGUUCAUGGCAUAUGUCCAACAUUUUUUACCCUUCUCUCUCUCCAUCCAAACAGGGCCUAGGGGUAGCCCACAGUAGGCUAGCAUAUCACUGCAGGAUCAAUGUAGGUGUACUCACAAGAUCAACCACAGCUGGAUGGCAGAAUGUUUAUUUUGUAAGGAACUUCUAAAAGCUAAACAAGUGACCGUUCACACCAGGGCCACCAUUAGCAUUCAAUGUCUUCAAUGAGAAAGGCRUCUGAUUUGUUAUUUUAAACUCUAUCUCUACCCAUACUAAAURGGGAGAGGAGAAUCUGGUUUGAGUUAUUUCCCCCACCCAACUCUCUGACUUGUCUAAUCUAGUAGGCUAUGCGUGAGUAAGAUUAAGUAACACUAAUCCGUUUUCUUUGAAUCAUUCUCUGGAAUGAUAUAUUCACAUGACAGUCAUUUGGUGUUCGAUGUCAAAAAAUAGAUGAUUGUUCUAUGUGUUUACUUGUCUGACCCCUGGUAUUAUUCAACUAACUCCAGGCCACAGUCCCACAGUCAGGCUGCUAUGAGGAUAUGAAGAGUUUCAUUCUAAAACGCUAUAUAUCCAUUUUCAGAAAUGUUUGUAAAUUAGCUUUUGUAGUUUAAGGAACUUGUUAAAGAGAUUGGUGUGUUUUUUCACUGUCUAAUCACGCCACGGGGUUGUUCAAUGACAGACAUGUCAUUGUUUGGA
Molecule: messenger RNA, 3179 nt
Organism: Salvelinus sp. IW2-2015
Lineage: Eukaryota; Metazoa; Chordata; Actinopteri; Salmoniformes; Salmonidae
Source: RefSeq, a predicted model, not a curated record